Anopheles funestus (African malaria mosquito) is the source of this 7488-nucleotide messenger RNA. RefSeq names its product poly(A) RNA polymerase gld-2 homolog B. The transcript has 8 exons. Gene Ontology annotation, molecular function: poly(A) RNA polymerase activity. Lineage: Eukaryota; Metazoa; Arthropoda; Insecta; Diptera; Culicidae. The coding region runs from base 1005 to 5576 and encodes 1523 amino acids. The record is from RefSeq and is a predicted model, not a curated record. Gene Ontology annotation, cellular component: cytosol.
UCUCAUCGAAAAGAUGGUCUCAGAGGCUUCGGUAGAUUAGGAAGGAGUUUGUAGUUAGAUCUGGUUGAAAAUUGCCAUGCGAAAGGAUUUUUGGUACCGCCAUUACGCGGAUGUAGAUAUACAUAAAGAAAAAGUACAUCAUAAGUGUGUUGUGUCUGUGCGUGUAUGUGUAUGCGAAUCUUCUUGCGGGCGUUUCUCGUUUCCCCGGUACAUCUGACGGUGCGGGGUCGAUUCCUUCACCGAGUGCAUUUUGCGGCCAUAGUUUGUCGCUGCCAAAAAGGAGCGUGAAAAAAAAGAACCGUCCGUCGCCCUGGUGGUUGGUUAAGUCCGCCGUCCGAGCUUAUUUCGCUCAGCGAUUGGUGGCAGAAGCAUGAUGCAUCGGUAUCGGAAAACUAAGAACGAUCAGCAUCAAGCAUGAGCACAAGAGAUGCGAAGUGAAGAUCGGAAAAGUGUAAUGAACGACAAAAGCAGGAGUCGUCGGCAUAAUAAAGCAGCAUCCAUAGCAAAAAGUUGUUUUUCUGUUCAGGAAAGUGAAUGCGGAAAUUGGCGUUCGGUGUCGGAUUCGUUUCGCUGCAGCUCGCAUACACAUGAAAGGACACUCUGAUCUAGCUGCUUUCAAUCAUAAAUUGAUCUUCAUUACGAAGCACUUUACGCGAAAAGCUCCUUCGAUGGCGUUUUGGUUACUAUAAAGCAUAGAGCCUUCAUUUUCCCAUCGAUUUACAUGUGUGCAGAACAUCCAGGUCACGUUCUAAUGGCUCCCGGUGACGGUCGAAAGCAAUUGAACAACACGUAGAGCUGAACUAAACUAUGUAUAAGGAUAUCGAAAAGUUCCUUUCAUUUUAAGAGAAACUGUAUUUAUCUAUCUAUUUAUUCGUCAACCUGUUUUCAUGCAUGUGCAGAUACUAUUUAACUAGCGUGUGCAGAUACUAUUUAACUACUGAAUAGAACCGUUAACGUACGGUAAACCAUUCGUUCUAAUAGUUGGUUCUACGAAUGUCGGAAACAUGUCCAUUAGCCUAUGUAUAACGAACCCGUGUGGCUCACCGAAGCAUUCGUCCCAAGCGACUACUAGUUCAAAGAUGGACCGUGAUGGACCGCAAACUAGCGAGAGCAGUAGUGAACAGAUGCAAAACUCUAACAAAGCAUACAGAAAAGCUGCUGCUAUGGCACCGCUCCAGUCUGCCACGGUUUCGAUGAUGUACGGUUCGAGCAAGAGCAAAAAGUUUUACAACAGUUCGUCGAACCGCAAGAAGCAACACAUAAUGGAAAGCUUAAAGAUGUGGAAUGUUAAGAUAGCGCCAAGCGGUCUGGACAAAUUUGAAGACGAACUGUCAACCAUACCAGCCGCAACUAGUCAGAAGAAGGAGCUGUUAGCACACUCUUUCGAGUCCACCGGUCCGCCCGUUCCUGCAAAGCUCGAACAAGACUGCGCGGUAGCCUCCGUUGGAGAGCCCACCAAAUCGUCUAAGAAGAAAGCGCCAGAAGCAAAUAGUCAUAAAUGUAAGCACGAAGACAUGAAGCAGCAUUCCGUAACGAAAUUGGCCACAUCCAAGCCGGAUCGCGAUAUUGCUGGCAAUCAUAAGGAACCAACGGAAAAGAAGCAUGCAAGAUCUUUUGAACUCACUGCGGAUGGAAUUAUCGUGGAAACGGAUGUCCAUAAUCACGCAUCUUCGGCUCAUCUGAACGACACGUUGAAAAUCACAACGACAGAAAUAUCUUCUUCUAAAUGUGCUGGCGAGGUGACUACGAAGUCUAUCGCUCCAAUAUCACUUCCAGAGUCACUGCCAUCAUCAUCGUCCUUUGCGAUGAUGAAAGGUAGUGAUCAUAAACACUCACACAAAUCAUACGCUCGUUCAUCUACCAACUCCAACAGUACUAGUUCAUCAGCUGCACCGACCAGCGUUACGUACAGCAGUUUGUCCGUCGACAUGCCGGCUGCUGGUAACCGGAAUGGUAAAGACGCUGCGGCCACUGUGUCGGGCCAGUCACAGGUAUCGGUGAUGUCUCUGAUGUUGCAAGGAAGUGCAAAGCAUAAUGAAUCGCUCCGAUUGGACCAUUUUUCUAAUAAUCUGUCGUCCGCAUCCUCAUCAUCAUCUGGCCUUUCGAAAAGUAUCCAUCCAAAUCAUCAUGUCGGUCAGCAACAUACGUCAUACAUUCCUACGCUCGGAGCACAACCCACAUCGAAACAACAGGCACUGAUCAAUCGUCCGGAUCACAAUCAUUCGGUGCAGCCGAACACGAACACGUCUCCUCACCAUUAUUCAUUCGAUUUUCUGCGUGAUGUUGGGUUAAAAAUGUCCCUCACCAACGUGUCAUCUGGCGGUGGAAACAAUACCGCUUCCAGCGAUCUUUCCAUGUAUCGCGGAUCGUCUCAAGCGAACUAUAACUUUACUCAACAAUUCCAGCAACACAUGAUGCAGCAUCAUCAAAAUAAUCAACUGCAGCAGCAAAAUCACGCCACCCGACCGUCUGCUCAUCAGCAACAGCAGCUAUUGCAGCUUCAUCGGCUAAUGCCACAACAACCGCAAUACAACCGAUCUCCUACUGUGUAUGGUGGUGAUGAAUUGGCUGCACAACACUGUGCAUUGAACGAUCCACAAGGUUUCUCGAAUUAUGCUCUACUUAGUGCAUCCGAGGGACAUAAUGCCACUAAUGGUGGUAAAAAUUACGAGCUUUCAUCCUACGUGUACCAUCAGAACGGUGGUGGUGUGGUUCACUCGCAACAUCAAGCAACGCACUAUAAGCAGCAACUUUUAGAGCAGCCGCAGCAACACACCGUACAGGUGCAUAGUUAUCAUCAGAAUAAUAACUACCAGUAUCACAAUCGUAACGGCCAUGGGGGAGGUAGUGGUAAUCAAUUAAGCUACACGCCACAAGGUUCCGGAAGGGUGAUUGGUACAGUGGUCGGAAGAGAGGAUGGCGGACGGAAUGGGACGAAUGGCAAAAAGUUUUGGAAUGGCAAUGGAAAAGGAAAGCAUAACUCAAACCAGACAAACGGUGGCAGUAAGCAACAGUAUAAUAAGGUGCAAAGCAUUGGCUAUGGAUAUCGGAAAAAUUAUCAACAUUACUACAACCAUGCGGCAAACGGUGGAAAUCACUACUAUGAACAUAUCACAAUUCAGCAGCAGCAACAACAGCAACAGCAGCAACAGCAGCAGCAGCAGCCACAACAACAUCACCAUCAGCAACAAUCGCAUCAUCAUCAUCAUAAGCACUGGAAUCGGAAUUUGGUAUACUUGCGUGGACACGAUAGAGGGCACGGUGUUGUCUCCUCACACGAAUACACUAACGGAAACCAGCACCAAGAAGUGGAACAAACAGGAAUAAAUCUCCAUUCCACAUCAUCAUCAAACUCUCCGGAAGGCGCUACAGAUCAAGUAGAGGAUCCAAACCAUCCGCAUCAAAUCCAAGAGAAUGGCAACAAUGAGCCGACGACGGCGGCUCUAGAACCGAACUCUUCCGAUGCACCAGCGACGGUUAUCAAUGAUCCCUAUCGAGAGAUGGAAAAGGACACGGAAAAGCUGAAAAUUUCCGAAUUGCACGAAGAGCGUGUGUAUGGUGCGAGAAAACUCUGCAGUGUGCCACGUUCCUCAUCGUCCUCCUCGGUGGUGUCGAUUCCGUCGACAGAAUCAUCGGUAUUAUCGUGCAAUACAUCUCAGCCUGAAUCUAACGCGGCCAUUGGGCACGAUUAUGAAUCGGACUCUUCCCAUUCUUCCGACUAUCGGGAAGGCACAUUCCGCUACUCAAAAUACAAUGGCACGAAUGAUAGUAAAGCGUUUCGCUCUUCAUCGUCCACUUCAUCGGGUACAACGUCUUCCUCCGCAUAUCCGCCUUUGGGUGAGUUUGUCCCAUCAGCACCAUCAUCUCUGCACGCCUCGACGGCAGGACUUGUUGGGGAGUUUAUCGUUCGUAGCCAAAGUUUCCAUGGUUCGCAUCAAAAUCUCACCGCGUACGGGGGCAAUGUUAGCGAUGGUAAUCCUCCUGUCGGAUCACCGAAGGGAAUCCCCCGAACGGUAACGGGCACACAGUCGGUGCCGGUGUUUGGGGAACUAUUUAGCAACAUCAAUCAUUGCCAGACAAAUCCCAUCCAAUUUGUUAACAGCCAGUCGACGGGCAAUUUCGGGAGUAGCACAUCCCUGGAAUUGGUGCUGCAAUCCGCAGCUACCAGCUCUUCAAGUUCGUCGUCUCUGUCUGCGUCAUCGGUGCCGCCCAACGAUUUUCAGUCGAUGCAGAGCGGACAUCCAAAGACACGCAGUCAAUCUGGGCGUACUUCACCCAACAAUGCAAAUGUACACUACCGAUCACACCGAUCGACGGUAGCGGUUUCAUCCGCAUCGUUUUCUAACCACAACACCGCUAAAGGCCAAUUAUCAUCCAACAAAAAUGGAACUGGACGCAAGAACACACAAGCUCUAGUGAGCUAUACACAUCGCUCCGUUUUGCCUGGCGAUUUUCAGCCCACACCUGCAGAUCGUUUCAUUUUGCGUGCGAAUGAAGUUGAAAUGAAAAUUGCACCUGAUGCACUUACGAACGGCACUAUGUGGGACAGCCUGUCGAGGUCCAUCUGGGACCGGUUUGCUGCCGCACAGCAAUCGGAGGAAAAGUAUGUCCAAAAGAUGGAACUGUGGCGUGAUUUGUACAUUUGCAUCAAGAAAGGCUUUCCCAAGUAUAGCCUCUAUUUGGUCGGUAGUACGAUCUCCGGCUUUGGUGCCGACAGUUCCGAUGUGGACAUGUGUCUUGUUUCGCGCAGUGGGUCCGGUUGUUUGGAUCAUCGCUUGGAAGCGCUGUUUAGUUUGUCGCUGGUGAAAGAAUACUUCAUGAACAUGCCGCUGUCGAGUUUCAGUGAUUUCAGCCUGAUUCAGGCGAAGGUGCCGAUUCUACGUUUUCAAGAUAGCAAGAAUGGCAUUGAGGUGGAUCUUAACUUCAACAAUUGCGUUGGAAUUAGAAAUACACACCUGCUGCACUGUUAUGCGCAGAUGGAUUGGCGCGUUAGACCACUGGUGUUGAUGGUGAAGUUAUGGGCUCAGCAUCAUAACAUUAACGAUGCGAAAAACAUGACUAUAUCCAGCUACUCUCUGGUCUUGAUGGUUAUUCAUUUCCUGCAAUGUGGAACCAGCCCACCAAUUUUGCCAUGUUUGCACGCUAUGUAUCCCGAGAAGUUUAUGAAAAUCAACGACAUUCAUAAUAUAGAAAUGAUCGAACGCAUCGAACCAUAUCAAACGGAUAACAAAGAAAGUUUGGGAGAAUUGUUACUACAUUUUUUGGAAUACUAUACAAAGUUUGAUUAUGAGCACCAUGCUAUAUCCGUGCGAACAAGUUCCAUCAUACCGGUUGAAGAAUGUCGCCUGGCCAGAAGCUACAAGAAUGAUCCCCAUCAUUGGAAGCAUUUGUGCAUAGAAGAGCCGUUUGACUUCACCAACACCGCACGGUCAGUAUUUGAUGGGGAAGUAUUCGAGCAGAUAAAGUCCACCUUUGCAACAUCGUGGCAGAUGCUGAAGGACAACAAACAUUUGAAUGUUCUGUUCGGUGAACCAUUGUUUACACCGGUUACAUCGACACUGUCUAUAACUUCGUGAUCAUUAGUCGUGCUCAUCAUAACGUUUCUCUGAAACACCCAAAGGCAUCAAACAUGUGAUGGUGUUUCAAGCAUUUGUGUUUACCGUUUUUACGAUGUUAGUUCCCUGUUAAACAAAGAAAUCUAAAUACCAAAAAGAAAAACGAAAAGCAUGAAGCUGGUUUGAAAAGACUGAAUGGAGGCAAGUUACAUGUCUGUCUCGGCCAGAUAUUCCUGGGGAAAAUUGCACCGCCAACAGUAGAGCGCAUUUAUCAACUGCCUAGGAUAAAUGAUCAUCUUUGUCAGCACGAGGAAGCCAAGCUAACGCUGAUGAAAGUAUUUCGAUCUAAUAAGCAAUUAACUCGCUGCCAUUUUGAAGAAAUGUACGGCUUAAGCAAUACAGUAAUUAACCGUGUUCGUUAACUAUUAUCGUUAGUAUCAGAAGGCAUGCGCAGUGGUUUAGGCUGAUUCUAAGUAUUCCUCGCUGCACGUGGAGUGGAUGCACAAUUAUUGAUUAAUGAGUGAAAAGAAAAAAAGAGCUAUAUGCAAAGAAAGACACGAAUCAAGGUGUGAUGUCUGGUGUAUUCCGGAAAAAAGUAUCAUUGAAUGAUCUCGCUUAGGUAAACCUUAAACCAACCUUUACGGUGCCAUUAAAAAUGAAGGAAAAAGCAUAAAGGUACUGAAACAAAAAAAAACUCAUACAAACAAUAUGGAUAGGGUUGUUAAAUGAAAAGCGAUGCUCCGCCGAACGAACCCAUAGGGUACGGAAGGAAGCGCAAAGGCUACUAACCGAUGUUAGUGCGGACCAAAAAGCGAACCACACUUGGUUGAAUAGUUAGAAACGAUAAAGCAAAGAUUGAAUUCACAGUCCGUACGAUCGUGAUAUGAUCGCGUUUUGAUGAAAUGUCGAUUUGUUUGGUUUUCGGACUAAAAGAAAAUUGUUCGUUAUUAUGAAGCUUUUUCUUAUCCAUAAGAGUAGUCGUUUCUCCAUAGAGAGUGAGAGACUUUGUUGAGGGUUAGAAACGGAACGGUAAAUUCGCAUCAUUGCAGCAAUAAACAAUCGAAUAAUUGGGAAGGAAAGGCAAAGAAUAGCAAACAAUCGAAACAAUCGAAACGCGCAUCAUCAUGCAUCUAAAACAACACUUUCAUGAAAGUAUCUGUUUUUAUGGUAGUUAUCUGUAAAAAUAAUAUAAAAGACAUGGCUGUGAAAUCGGAUAUAUAAGCUAGAAGAAAUCGUACAUUGGGCCGAGUGUGAUUCGGUCCGUAGUGAUCCUGCGUAACUGUUAUAAUGUAGGAGUGCAGAAGCAAGUUAGAAGACAAAGCGGAAUAAUUUAUAUUAUAUUUUUAGAGUUAAUUUAUCUGAAAAAGAGCAAUAGUACGGUGCGGUACAUGUUCGUUUAAAAAGGCUGGAAAGGGAGAAAAGCCAAACAAAAAAAAAAAAAGACAGAUAAGGGAUGAAAUCAUAUCGAAGCAAGAGAGGUUCUCAUUCUCAGCGUAAUAAUUCAGCAAAGUAAUGCAAAAUCUGGUGUGCUGCGCUUAUGUGCUAAGAGUAGGCAAAAAAAGAAAACUGGAGGCUAACAGUUGAAAGUCGAAACCCAAAAGCCAAACAGGAGGCAAUUAUUCAAAAAAAAAGUGUGUGAAAACUUGCGCAAAAUACUUAAACCAAGUGUACAGCAAACCGUAAGUGAAUGAAUGCAGAAAACAAACAAAACGUAAGACCCAUUUAUGAGUGGCAUUUAUAAGAGAACAUUCAGAGAGCAAGCAAAUGUGAAAGUUAAGGGAAGGUGAAAUAAGAUCUGAAUCAAAGGUGUUGUAAUGUGGAGGAUCAAUUUUGUAACCCUCAUGUUUGGUUCUUACGAUCGAAAAAAAAGCAACAAAAAACAAAAUCGUAAAGAGAAAAAAAAGUAUAAAGGAAAAAUAAUCCAAAAAGUAAA